GUUGCUCAAAGAAGAUGAUUCUGGUCAUUUUACUUUCUCCCAUGAGGAAGAUGUGUACUCCUUGAAGAUACAAGAUGUGACCCCCGAAGAUUCAGGGACAUACACUUGUAAAGCAAAGAAUGAUCUUGGAGAGGACAGCACAAGUGCAUCUCUCACUGUAAAAGCUGAAUUAAAGGAACAAGAAGUGACACCUGAAUUCAGUGAGAAACUUGAGGACAUCAAAGAUGUAGAACAGGGUAAAGCUGCCGAGUUCAGAGUGAAAGUCAAAGCCUUUCCUGAUGCUGAAAUUUCAUGGUGCAAAGAUGAUGUGUUGCUCAAAGAGGAUGAUUCUGGUCAUUUUACUUUCUCCCAUGAGGAAGAUGUGCACUCCUUGAAGAUACAAGAUGUG
Messenger RNA from Owenia fusiformis, 388 nucleotides. NCBI's taxonomy places the organism in Eukaryota, Metazoa, Annelida, Polychaeta, Sabellida, Oweniidae. The record is from the annotation of a GenBank genome assembly.